AUGACUUUUGAAACUACCGAUUUCAAAAAAAUGCCUGAUGGCUUUGAAUCUGACAGAGAAUCUUUGCAUUAUCUUACUCCAAAUAAAUCACUAACAUCGCUUUCUGAAUACUCCUCAUCUGAAGAAGAACUUGGCGCAACCACUAACCAACCAUUAAUACAUAAUGAUGCAGUUUCUUUGCAACUUCAACAGUAUCAAGGUGAUAUGGCAACACCUGGUGGUACUAUUGGAAUGAAGAACUUGAAAAAUCAAGGCUAUGCUACUGUACCUAACUACCUUACUGAAACGCUUGCAGGAAUGUCACGGUUUCAUGAUCAUCAAUUUGUUAAAAAUCAUCAUCGUAUUUCUCUUAAACCAAUAAUGGAUCGUGCUGAAGAUGAUGAUAAUUCAGAUAAAAAUAAAGUUAUCAUUAAAGAUUGUAAAACUGGUGAGAUUGUAGAGUUUUUUCAACGUAGUUUGAUCACUCCAAUUUCAUUAUAUGGUAAAAGAAUAAGAUAUUCAGUUUUUGAAUAUGAACCUUUAUUGGAUUCUUGUAAUAUGUCGAGUGAUGAUUGGGUACGGAUAGCCACUGACAUCGAAUUGAAUUAUCAAUCAUAUGAUGCAUUUAUUAUUUUACAUGGCACAGAUACAAUGGCAUACACAGCUAGUGCACUUAGUUCACAGGUUCCUUUAUCUGAAGUCCGUAAUGAUGCAGUUGAAAACCUUUUAGGUGCUCUUACAAUUGCUGGUCAUUAUGUGUUACCAGAAGUUACUUUAUUUUUCAAUAACAAACUUUUUCAUGUAAAUUGGGCAGAAGUUGUUAGACCUUUUGCAAUUGCAAAAUUUAAAGCACACAAAAAUCUUAAUAGAAAUGUUAGUAGCUUAAGAUUAUUUCCUGGUAUAACAGAAACUACAGUAAAAGCUUUACUGGCGCCACCCAUUGAGGGUGUUAUUUUAGAAACUUAUGGGGCUGGAAAUAUACCAGAUACUAGAGAUGAUAUAAUGAACGCUUUGGGUGAAGCGAGUGAUAGAGGUGUUGUAAUUGUUAAUUGUACUCAAUGUAAAAAAGGUUUUGUGACUGAUAUCUAUGCCACCGGAAAAGCUCUUUCAAGAGUUGGUGUUGUAUCUGGUAACGAUUUGACACCUGAGUGUGCUUUAGUUAAACUUUCAUAUUUACUUAGUGAAAAUGAAAACGGUACAAAAAUUUCACCCGAAACUGUCAGAAAUUUAAUGACAAAAAAUCUUCGUGGUGAGUUAACAAUUUUAUCACCAAGACCAAGAUUUACUUUUCAUAAUCGUACACACAAAAUUAUACAAAAUAUGAUAUAUGCAGCUUCUGAUUUGAAAAAAAAUAGUACAUCAGAUUUGGCAUUAACGAUAAAUGUUCAGGAAAAGGUUUUGAUGGAAAAAACUUUAUAUCCUAUAUUAUUGUGUUCAGCUGCUGGAACAGAUGAUCUUGAUGGAAUGUUGUUAUUAUGGGAAAGUUAUGAAGGUUUAUUACUUAAUUGUAUAGAUUAUGAUGGAAGAACCCCUUUACAUAUUGCAUGUUCAUGCGGUCACCAACGUAUUGUAGACUUUUUGCUACAUCAUGGUGCCUCAGUUCAUAUGAGAGAUAGAUUUGGCCAUACACCUCUAUUUGAAGCAGCAAGAAACAAAAAUAAGCAUAUAAUCAAAUUAUUACGUGAAGCUGGUGCGCAUUUUAAUGAUGCUGAGAUUGAUGAUGUGAUGUUUCAAGCAUUAUCUGCUGCAUCAAAAAAUGACGUUGAACUAUUAAGACAUUUUGUGGAUUCUGGAAUGGAAAUUAACAGAACGGGAUUUGAUCGUCGUACAGCAUUACAUCAUGCAGUAGCAGAAGGGAGUUUGGACACUGUUCAAUAUCUUUUACUAUUGCCCGAGUUAAACAUAGAAACAAAAGAUCGGUGGGGAAGAAAACCUAUUGAUGAUGCUGAGAUGAACCUUGGACGUAUGUGGGGAAGAGAUUGUGAUAGAGAGAAACAAUUUCGUGAGAUUGUUAGAUUAUUAAGAGAGAAAUCUGUUCAAAAAGUCAUCAUCGAUAAUGGUAUAAUAAUUUUGGUGAAUGAUGACGGAAAAUCAAAUAUAAACAAUAAUAAUAUUGAUGCUG
Molecule: messenger RNA, 2101 nt
Organism: Entrophospora candida
Lineage: Eukaryota; Fungi; Glomeromycota; Glomeromycetes; Entrophosporales; Entrophosporaceae
Source: the annotation of a GenBank genome assembly